CAAUGAGCAGCCUCCGUGUCCCGUCCCAGAGCUGCCGUCUCCCUUCCGCCCCGAUUCCCGGGAGCCGGGGCUUUUCCUCGCCCGCCCCCCGCGGGCAGCCUGGCCGCUGCCUCCCCGAGUUGGCGGCCUUCCAGUUUCCUGUUUGACGUCACGGGCCUCUCUCUUUCUCUCCUCUCUCCUGCCGCCGCUGCUCUUUUUUGCAAUUUGCGCUGCGUUCCGCUUGUAAUCCGAGAAGCCCCCGGAACGGGGCAACCUCAGCUGCCGCCUGGAGAGAUCGCGCUGCGCUUUACUACCGCCGGGAGUUGGUUCUCCCUCCUCCCUGCUGCCUCUCUCGCGGGGUCUCUUUUUUUAGCCUGCGGGAGGAAAAGGAAAAUAAAAAUAAAAAUCCGGAUUGCUUUGACUCUGUGCAAACCUUUCCUCCCUCCCUCCACUGCUGCGGGUUUUCUGCACGCCGAGAGCACGAAGGAAGAGUGUUUUAUUUUUUUUAAGGGAGCAGGAGGCGAAAAGAAGCAAUUGGCGGAUAAAGGUUCUAGUCCGCAAGAACUUGGGAGCAUGCACCCGUGCUUUUCCGACUAGCCGCCGCUUCUUGCAGCCGACCCGGGGUUGCUUUUCUGCAGGGCGCAAAAUCGCCCCUCCGAGGCGUGCCGUUCGCUGUUCUUUCACUUCUGGGAAACCAACAUGGACAGAAAACAAGAUCCUAAAGGAUCCUCGGAAAAGCGGAAAGGAGGGCCAAAGAAGAAACGGCCGCCCCUCUUGAGCAUGCCAUCAGCAAACAGGCAGUCAUCCGUCCCACCAACACCUCCAAGAAACUUGGAUUCCAGGACUUUCAUUACUGUUGGUGAGAAGAAUUUCGAAGUAGAGGCCGACGACUUGGUGAGCAUUUCAGAGUUGGGAAGAGGCGCUUACGGCGUAGUGGAGAAAGUGUAUCAUGCGCAGAGCGACACCACAAUGGCUGUGAAGAGAAUCCGAGCCACCGUGAACUCUCAGGAACAGAAGAGGCUAGUGAUGGACUUGGACAUUUCCAUGAGGACUGUGGACUGCUUUUACACUGUCACGUUCUAUGGAGCCCUUUUCAGAGAGGGUGAUGUGUGGAUCUGCAUGGAGCUAAUGGACACGUCUCUGGAUAAAUUUUAUAAGAGGGUCCUGGAAAAGAAGAAGACGAUCCCCGAAGACAUACUUGGGAAAAUAACCGUGUCUAUUGUCCGAGCCCUGGAGCAUUUGCAUAGCAAGCUGUCUGUGAUUCACAGAGACGUGAAGCCGUCCAAUGUCCUUAUCAAUAAACAGGGACAUGUCAAAAUGUGUGACUUCGGGAUCAGUGGAUACUUGGUAGAUUCUGUGGCGAAGACCCUGGAUGCUGGUUGCAAACCUUAUAUGGCGCCAGAGAGAAUAAACCCUGAGCUGAACCAGCAGGGGUACAAUGUGAAAUCGGACGUCUGGAGCCUGGGCAUCACCUUGAUUGAAAUGGCCAUUCUCCGAUUCCCGUACGAAUCCUGGGGCACCCCUUUCCAGCAGCUGAAGCAAGUGGUGGAAGAGCCCUCGCCUCAGCUGCCUGCGGAGCAUUUCUCACAGAACUUUGUGGACUUCACAGCCCAGUGUUUGAGGAAGAAUCCUGCCGAACGAUUGAGUUAUGUGGAACUCAUGGCCCACCCGUUCUUCACUAUGCACGACACCCUCGAGACUGAUAUGGUCUCCUUCGUCACAGAAAUCCUGGGAGAGGACUCCUAAAAGUCCCACGGAACCUCGCCAUCGGAACAAAAGAACCAGCCCUGCCUUCUCCUGGCGGGGAGAGAAAACGGAAUAAGGAUUUUUAUAGCACCAACUGUGGUUUGCACAAAAGAGAAUGAAUGUCUUCGCUGCUUCCUCCCCUCCCCACCCCCCAAAAAAAUAAUUUUUCUCUUCCCUCCCACCCCCUUUCUCGGCAUCAUGCUGGACUUAGAGAGCGAUUUUAUUAUUAUUAUUUAACAAGAGGCCUCUAUGAAUGACACGUUUUUGACACGUAGACGUCUUCGGUCCCAACUGUAGCCACGCACAAUCUGCUUAAGGCUUGAAGGGUGCUCAAGACGACUCUCCCUCGGGUGGGUUUUGAGAAAAGCACGUUGUGUUACUUUUAAAACCAGGCGCCUUUUCGAAAUGCAGCUGUGUGUACGUGUGUGUGUGUGUAUGUUUGUGUGUCUAUGAGCAUGUGUACUUUUGCUUGGAGAGAUCUGAGCCCAUCUGAAACUGCAUACAAAAUCACAACAGCCACAGAAGUGUCACCUGUCGCAGGUUAACCAGCAGACCUGUGGGGCUGGUUGUUUUUUGGGUGGUGUCACUUCAUCUUGCAAGCGGCAGAUCGCAUUAAAAUAAAAAAAAAAGCUCAGUAGAUCACGAGGCUCUUAACCUCAGGGUUGUGGGUUUGAGCCUCACGUUGGGCAAAAGAUUCCUGCAUUGCAGGAGGUUGGACUAGAUGCCUCUGGUGGUCCCUUUCAACUCUAUGAUCUGUUAUCUAUGAACUGAACCCACACCCCAGUUACUCCCUGUAUGUCGAAAACUAGCUCUUAGAGCAGAAUGGAAGAGUUAUUUAAAUGUUCUCCACUGUGGAAGUCUGAGAAGGACUCUCACCUAUAAUUCUGUUUUUAACACGACUCCUAGUUUUGUUAUCGCCCCCAAACAUUUACUCAUUUAAUUCUAACAGCCGUUUUUCUUAGGCCUAAACAGACAUCUCCUUUAGUUUUCCACAGCUAAAUGUAAUAUAUUAUCAGUUUCUUCUAAAUGCUCUGUCCAGUCACAGUUGUGUGGCAAAAUCAGUAGACACACACAUACACAAACCCCUCUUUAAACACAAGCAGAGUCUCGCCCUCUCCAAAGUUGCUCUGCAAGCAGUGAUUGAGUUGAGCUGCCAUCUCUCUGCUGAUCUAAGACCACAGGUGCAUCCUGUUGUCGGACUUCCAUACCCAUCGUCCCUCACCUGUUGGCCAUGCUCUCUGCUGGGGUUGAUGGGAUUGCUAGUCAAGCAACAUUUUGAACACCAUGUGUUUCCCACUCCUGCUAUAGAAAGAGUUCCAAGGACAGACAGGCAGUUCAUAGCCAUAUUUAACGUAGUGGAGGGAAGAAUCUAACGUCCAGAUUUAUCUAACAAAUCCCCAGAUCUUUCUUUCCUUUUUAAUGGAAAGAGCAGUUGAACGUGUCUAUAUGUAUUGGGGUGGGACAUGUUGACACUUUCUCUGCUGUCUCUUUCCCCCCUCCCCAAAGUUCACACACACAAACCAGCUUCAGUACCACCCAGCCAGUCGGCGAUGAUGGGAGUUGUAGUCUUAAUAAGACUUUUUUAAAAAUCCGCACUUUUUCAUCUGCGACACUUUGCAGGGUAGAAGCAUCCAUGUCGGUUUCCCCACCACGAGGACAACCAGACUUGCUUUUUCUGUCGUGCCAGCUAAUGCCUGCACAUGGGGAAGUUGUGAGUCAGGUUGUCCAGUGUUGUGUGUGCUAAAUGGCAGUCACUAUCUGGGAUUUCUCAGGCAGGGCCCAUUUCCAUUCCUACCUGGAAAUGCUGGGAUCUGAACCUGGGACCUUCUGCAUGCGAAAGCCAGGUGCUCUACCGCUGAGCUAGGAACCGCCUCCUUUUGCUCAUCUGCCUCAUCCUCGGAAAAGGUGCUUACCAACACAGUUGACACCUGUUGCUAAGUUGUACUCUAAUGCCCUGCCCACGACCGACAAAAGGGAAGCAUUUACCUGUGAUAUUAUUAUAGCCCCACUUGGUUUCUGUGGAUUGCGUCUCUCUCCCCUCUCCUAAACACAUGUGCAAGUCAUAUCCAUUAUUAUCUUCCUUCUUUCUAAUAUAUUUGUACAUAUAAAUUAUAUUUUGAAAAUGCAGCAUUAUGCCCAGGUGGGAAUAGGUGUGGCAAAACAACCAGCAAUUUCACUUAGACCAACCAGCCUUAAGGGAGUGUUAGUGAAGUGUUGUGG
Molecule: messenger RNA, 3945 nt
Organism: Podarcis raffonei (Aeolian wall lizard)
Lineage: Eukaryota; Metazoa; Chordata; Lepidosauria; Squamata; Lacertidae
Gene: MAP2K3
Product: mitogen-activated protein kinase kinase 3
Exons: 13
Coding region: 679-1725 (348 amino acids)
Biological process (GO): protein phosphorylation; MAPK cascade
Molecular function (GO): ATP binding; MAP kinase kinase activity
Source: RefSeq, a predicted model, not a curated record